Messenger RNA from Notolabrus celidotus (New Zealand spotty), 1207 nucleotides. RefSeq lists its product as uncharacterized. The record is from RefSeq and is a predicted model, not a curated record. Bases 121 to 1104 code for a protein of 327 amino acids. The transcript has 4 exons. NCBI's taxonomy places the organism in Eukaryota, Metazoa, Chordata, Actinopteri, Labriformes, Labridae.
UAAACAGCAGAAGAAGAAGUUAGGGGCCGUUUGAGGAAGGAAGCGUCUAGCAGUCUUAUCCUACGAAGGGCACUUAUUAAAAAGCCUAAAACGAAGAACGGAGUAAAAAGAGGAUAAAAGAUGGACUUUAGGGAUCAUGCUUACACGAACACCACAUAUGAUCAGCUCAGCCCCUCGGACUUCACCUAUAAAAUGAGUGCUAAAGAAGUAGACGACUUUGUGAAGCUGAGGAUUUCCAAUAAAUUCCUGUUCUCUGGAAGAAGAAAUGCCUCCAUGGGAGCCUGGAGGGCCAUCCUCAAACACAUGAACCUGCACCACAAGAUGACCCACGUUCAAGCAUCCAAAAAGUGGGAGAACAUGAAAAAGAAAUAUAAGGAGCUGAAGAGUCCUCCAGAAGGAUUCAAAGUGUUCCCUGAAAAUUGGCCCAACUUCCAGCUGAUGGACGACGCCAUGAUGGGCCGUCUGGAAGGCAACGCCCCCAUCCUCACGGUCAACACAUCGGACAGAUACAACGGGGAUUUCUUACCCACCAAACCCAAGAGGAAGAAGUUAUCCAUGAUGAUUAACUCCACUGUGAGCUCUUUAACGAGCGGGCCGGAGAUCGAGGUUUCCCUGAACGGAGACGAGGACGGGGAGGUGGAGGAGGCGGAGCCAGAGGAAAGCCAGGAGUUAGACCGCAUCAUGCAAGAGGUGGACAACGAGAGGGACAUGAUGGACAGCGAGAGGCUGGUGAUGGAGAGGGAGAAGCAGGUGAUGGUGAGGGAGAGGAUGGUGCUGCAGAGGGAGAGGACGGUGCUGGAUCGGGAGAUUGCGGCGGUGGACCGAGACCGAGCCUCGCUGGAGAGAGAGAGGGCGACGAUAGAGCGGGAGAAGGCGGUGCUAGAGAGGGAGAGGUCGAUGGUGGAGAGGGACAGAGACGAGGUGAGAAGGGACAGGAUGUGUCUGGAGAGGGAGAAAGCGAGACUGGAGAGACUUUUUGCGACCAAAGAAAGGACGGUGACGGAGGAGGUGACGGAGGACAGGAGUAAAACGAAGGACUCAGAUGACACGGAGAGGAGGGAGAGGUUCCUGGACUUGUUUGAAAAACUCAUUGAAAAUUUUUGAUUGUAGAAGUUUCUGUUUAUGUUAUCGUUUAUCACAUAAAUCCACACUGAAGAAACCGUUUCUGACUUCGCUGCAUCUCAGAGAUAAACAAGGAUGAAGUUGA